This is a messenger RNA of Prunus mume (Japanese apricot), 1891 nucleotides long. Its product is annotated as putative WRKY transcription factor 72. The record is from RefSeq and is a predicted model, not a curated record. Gene Ontology annotation, molecular function: DNA-binding transcription factor activity; sequence-specific DNA binding. NCBI's taxonomy places the organism in Eukaryota, Viridiplantae, Streptophyta, Magnoliopsida, Rosales, Rosaceae. Gene Ontology annotation, biological process: regulation of DNA-templated transcription.
ACCCCAUCUGUCAUCUGCUAUACACACCAACCAUUAUUUAUAAUUAAGUUGUUUUGCAAGAAGUUAAUGGAGAUGUUCAAGUAAUUAGAGCGCAAACUCAUCUGCUAAUUAUAAAGCAAUUGAGAAUGCCAAACUCUAAUAGUAGAACAGCCCCAGAGAAGAAAGUUGAUGAAUCUGUUGGCUAUCAAGAGAUUUACAGUCAGGAGGAGAGUGAACUUGAAAAUGCCAGAGCUGAAAUGGGUGAGGUGAGAGAAGAAAAUGCCAGACUAAAAUUGACCUUACAGCAUAUGGAGAAGGAUUACCAGUCUCUCCAAUGUCGUUUUUUUGACAUCCUUAGACAAGAGGCUUCCAAGAAAGCUACAAAUGUUGAUGUUGGUGUUCAUCGAAUUGAAGAACCCAAUCAGCUCUUGUCUCUUUGCCUCGGAAGAAGUCCAAGGGAGCCCAAACAUGAUGAAACUAAUACCGCCAACUUCAAACUUGUACAAGUUGAUCAUGAAGACUUGAAUGCCAACCUUACUCUUGGAUUAGGUAACUCUAAAUUAAUGGAGUUGCCUAUGGAGCUUGUGCGUAGCCAAAAACCUCAGGAGACUAGUUUGGAAGAGCCCAAGGAUCAUUCAGAAGCUGGAGCUGGAGAAUCUUUGCCUCCAUCAAGUAAAACACCAAAGACAACGAGAAAUGAAGAUGAUGAAGUUCCACAGCAGGCCAAUGCAAAAAGAGCUAGGGUUUCCGUCAGAGUUAGAUGCGAUACCCCAACGAUGAACGAUGGAUGCCAAUGGAGAAAAUAUGGACAGAAGAUUGCAAAAGGAAAUCCAUGCCCACGAGCAUACUACCGCUGCACAGUUGCACCAGCAUGCCCUGUGAGAAAGCAGGUGCAAAGAUGUUAUGAGGAUAUGUCCAUCUUAAUCACCACCUACGAAGGAACACACAACCACCCGCUUCCAUUCACAGCCUCUUCCAUGGCUUCCACCACUGCUGCGGCAGCUUCCAUGCUAUUGUCUGGCUCCUCCACAUCUCAGCCGGGUUUCGGUUCCACAGCCACUCUACUCAAUGGAUCAGAUUUUGGUGUCUUUGAUAGUUCAAGAACAAACCAGCUCUACUUGCCCAAAUCCAACCCUUUGCUCCCCACAAUCACUCUAGACCUCACUGCCUCUCCAUCCUCUUCACCAAUCCAUUUGAAUAGGUUGUCUUCUAGCUUUGCUUCAGCUUGCACAUUCCCUUCAGGCCUCAGCUUUUGUUCCUCAGAGUCCAACAUUUCGCCCAACAGUAGGGGCAAUGGAUACCUUAAAUAUGGCUCACUGCCGUUUGACAAAGGGUCCUUCAAUCUAGAUCAACCUUACGCAGAAAAGAAUCACCAAUCUUCUUCUCAGGUGUCUUUAACAGAAUCUUUAACCAAGGCAAUCACGUCAGACCCUAAUUUCAAAUCAGUAAUUGCCGUAGCACUUUCAUCCAUGGUUGGAGGUGGUGCUGCUACUCAUGGAAACCAAAGCGAAAGAUUAGGACACCACUUGAAGUGGAGUGAAGCUGCUCAUCAGUUUACUUCUCAUAAUCCAUUGAUACAGAACGGGAAAGGAUGCAGCACACCGAGCAUUUUCAACAGAUUGUCAUCUUCAGACUCUCAAAAGUGAAACGUGAUCCACUGUCAUUUCCCUGAUUACAUCUACUUUUGCUAUCAGGGAUACAAGCUUAUAAAUUAUGAUAUCAACCAUUGGAAAUUUUCUUUUGCAGCAGGGCAGUCACUCGUGUUGUGUUGCCAAACUAUCAAUCUUUGACCAUUGAUCAAGUAAACUUUUGUUUAAUUCUAUGGUUCGGAUUGAUAAUAUAGCAAAACAAUACGCCAGACAAAAGAACAUUAUCCUCAGUUAUUGUAAUGAAAAUUUAGAAGUUUAUUUAC